CAGAACCCCAUCAAAUUCAUGGCUCAUAGAUAAGGACCGAGAAACAAAGAAGAAGCAGAGAAGCAAAGAGUGUAUGAUUUGGGAAUGGCGAUGACAAUGGCAUUGGCAACAGCAACCGGAACAGUGGAUGCUGGGAGUAGAUGGAGCAUGGCGUCGCUGAGGUCAGCACUUCCAUCACCGUCUACGGUUGCUGCUUCUUCUUCGUCUUCAACACAUUGUGGGCAUCGAGGUCUGCGCCUGAGCCUCAGCCUCAGUCAGUCUGUCCCUAAACCCCAGAAGUAUUUUGGGUCCUUCACGGGUCUCUCUCCCUUCAACCCUCUCGGCCUCUCAGACAACACGAGUUUUGAACAUAACUUUACCAUUAUUGAUAAUGGUGGCCGGGUUUAUGCAAUGAGACAUGGAAGGAAAGUGCCUAAGCUCAACAGGCCUCCCGACCAAAGGAAGGCGCUUCUCCGAGGCCUCACUACUCAGCUCCUUAAGCAUGGUCGCAUCAAAACCACUCGAGCAAGGGCAAGCGCGAUGAGGAAGUAUGUUGACAAAAUGAUCACAUUGGCCAAAGAAGGGUCUCUUCAUAAGAGGAGGCAGGCUCUUGGAUUCAUUUAUGAGAAGCAAAUUGUCCAUGCCUUGUUUGCCGAGGUACCAGAGAGAUAUGGGGAAAGAAAUGGUGGUUAUACUAGAAUUAUCAGAACACUUCCGAGGCGAGGGGACAAUGCACCCAUGGCAUAUAUUGAACUCGUGUAGGUCUGAAUUCACUUCAAUUUUAAUUUAUAGUUGAUUCCAAAUCAUCUUCUCUUUUUGUAAUGCUGAGAUUAUAUGAAUAGCUGAUGCCUUUAAUUCUUGUAUUGAAAUGCAUUGCCAGCCUAAAUUUAAGCUUGGUGUCUCAUUUUGUUUUGGAUA
Molecule: messenger RNA, 897 nt
Organism: Rosa rugosa (rugosa rose)
Lineage: Eukaryota; Viridiplantae; Streptophyta; Magnoliopsida; Rosales; Rosaceae
Product: large ribosomal subunit protein bL17c
Exons: 2
Coding region: 85-741 (218 amino acids)
Biological process (GO): translation
Cellular component (GO): cytosolic large ribosomal subunit; ribosome
Molecular function (GO): structural constituent of ribosome
Source: RefSeq, a predicted model, not a curated record